This is a messenger RNA of Gracilinanus agilis (Agile Gracile Mouse Opossum), 1869 nucleotides long. It is a transcript of the gene TMPRSS4, whose product is annotated as transmembrane serine protease 4. Lineage: Eukaryota; Metazoa; Chordata; Mammalia; Didelphimorphia; Didelphidae. Gene Ontology annotation, biological process: proteolysis. The transcript has 11 exons. Gene Ontology annotation, cellular component: membrane. The record is from RefSeq and is a predicted model, not a curated record. Bases 1 to 1869 code for a protein of 622 amino acids. Gene Ontology annotation, molecular function: protein binding; serine-type endopeptidase activity.
AUGCCAUUCUCAGAGAAGUUGCUGUACCAGUUUCUCACCAUUUUUACGCUGUUUAUGCUGAUCUUCUAUUGUGGAUUCCUAGUGAGCUACUUUGUCCUGAGCAAGUACUAUUUCUUCUGUACAACCAGCUACCAGAUCAUCCAAAAGAGUAAGGUGUGUGAUGAGCAAAAGAAUUGUAUCUUUGGAGAAGAUGAGCAGGAUUGCGUGAGGAGUUUCUCCAAUUAUAAAAACAUGCCCCUGAUAGGAGUCCGGCUCUCCAAGGACAGGUCCACUCUACUGGUGUUACACAGACAGACACAACUCUGGUUCUCAGUCUGUUUUGACAACUUUCAACAAGCCUGGGCUGAAAUUGCCUGCUCUGAGAUGGGCUUUAACAGGUCCAAAACGAAUCCAGUUUUCCAAGCUGUGAGGAUUCGCUCAAAGCAGCAGUUUCCUGUCAGUCAUAUCACAGCCUUAGACCAGAAGCUUCACGUGUGGGAUUUCUCAAGGCCCUGCCUCUCAAUGGCCCUGGUUGCCCUUCACUGCACUGACUGUGGAAGGAAUCCGUAUGGUUCCAAGGUGGUCGGCGGUGAAAGUUCUAUGAAGAACUGGCCCUGGCAGGUCAGCAUUCAGUACAAGAAGAUUCAUGUCUGUGGUGGCUCCAUCCUUGAUCACUACUGGAUCCUAACUGCUUCCCACUGCUUCAGACAAUCUUCUAUCGUGUCCUUCUGGAAAGUAAAGGUCGGCUCUCGUUUCCUGUAUGCCAGGACUCCAUACUUGGACCUAGACAAAAUCUUUAUUGUCGAGCGCAACAUUUUUAACUUCAAAAAGAAUGACUUGGCCCUGAUCAAGCUGAAAAGGCCUCUUGUUAUGUCAGAUAGAGUCAGCCCCAUCUGUCUGCCAUUCUUUGAUGAGGAGCUGGCUCCAAGGACUUCACUCUGGAUUAUAGGCUGGGGUUACAAAAGUGAGACAGAAGAAACGUUUCCUGCAAUCUUGCAACAGACGAACGUCCAACUCAUUGACAGAAAUGAGUGCAACAAGGAAGAUUCAUAUUUUGGGACAAUUUCUGAGAGUAUGCUAUGUGCUGGUAGCCCUGAUGGCUCCAGUGAUGCAUGCCAGGGUGACAGUGGUGGGCCUUUGAUGUACUUCAGGGGAAAAUGGCACAUAAUAGGCAUAGUGAGCUGGGGUAUUGGCUGUGGGAAUCCCAACUUCCCAGGUGUGUACACCCGUGUCAAUUUCUUUCUCGACUGGAUCUAUCACAUCCGGAAGGUAGAUGUCCCCAAACAGGGGAAAUGUCACCAAACUCUGGGAUGUCACCAAAUUGGGCAGAGGUCACCAAACUGGGGAAAAUCACCAAACAAGGGAAAAGUCACCAAACUAGGGUAUGUCACCAAACUGGAAAAAUGUCUCCAAACUGCGGAGAUAUCAUCAAACUGGCGAGAUGUCACCAAAAUGAGGAUGUACCCAAACAGUGGGGAGAAGUCACCAAAAUUGGCAGAUGUCACCAAACUGGGAAGAUGUCUCCAAACUGAGGAGAUGUCCCCACACUGGGGAGAAGUCACCAAACUAGGGGAUGUCACCAGACUGUGGGGAGAAGUUCCCAAAUUGGGUAGAUGUCCCCAAACUAGGAGAGAAGUCACCAAACUGGGAAGAGAAGUCAGCAAGCUGAGGGAAGACGUCACCAAUCUGUGGGGAGACAUCAUCAAAGUAUGGGAAACCCGGGUAGAAUCCGAGAAGGUGGGUCCUAGAGGGGGCUGCCUUUGGCAAAAUGAGAAGAGUGAGUGUGCUUAUGGGGAUGUUGGGGAUGUUGGGAGGACCCAUCCAGGAUCAGUGAUCUGGAAUAAGACCCUGGUCAGCUCUCUUGGGAAGACACCCGUCCAUCUGGGAUAG